AUUUUAAAUAACGGAAGAUAUGAGUUCUCUUUUAAGACAUAAUGAUGCACCAGGUAUCUUAAAUAAUAAUUAUAUAGCUGCUAAUGUUGCUGUAGCAAGUAUUCCAACUCCAUAACCUUAAGAUUAUGAUUGGGUCUUGGUUUCUGGAUUUAUCGUAAUAUUGACUCAGGUUGGAUUUGCAUUUAUUGGAGCAGGAUCAGUCAGAUAUAAGAAUUCAUAAUCAGUAGUAAUCAAAGUUUUCUUGGGAUUAUUUUUAACUGUAUUGAUUUGGUGGUUGGUAAUUGAUAAGUAAAUAACAUUAGUUUGGAUAUGGAUUUUCUUUUGGAGAUGAUUUCUAAACUAAAUUCAUGGGUGGAACAAAAUUAGCAGGAGCAAAAUGGGAAGCAACAGCCUAUGGAAAUGAUUAUACAAACUUUGGUAUUAUUAAUAAUUAAUUUGAAAUUAGUUUUCAGAGCAUCAGGUGCAGCAGUAGGAACAGCUAUAUUGGCAGGAGCAGCAGCAGAAAGAAUGACAUUUUUGGGAUGGUCAAUCUUCACUAUUUUAUAUUCUGGAUUUAUUUAUGCAGGAUUAACACAUUGGACAUUGGCAGCAGGAUGGUAUUUUAAAUUAAAAAAUAUUUUAGGUUGAGUGCUCUUGGAUUUAAAGAUUUCUCAGGUGCAGGAGUUGUAUUCUAUGCAGCUGGUGUAGCAGGAUUAAUUUUGACAAUUUUAUUGAAACCCAGAAAAGCCAGAUUUGAUAAUGGAGCCACACUUGAUUUCAAUAGACAUUCUCCAUUAUAUAUUGGAUUUGGAUCAUUAUUAGUCUUGGCUGGAUGGCUUUUCUAUAAUGGAGGAGUUGUUAGUUAAGGAGCUAAAUCUCAAUACAUUUAAGGUUUAGUAGCAGUUAAUACAUUGAUUGCUGGAGCAACUGGUGGAUUCUUUAGUUUUGUUAUUAGACAUUUCUAAUAUGGUACUUCAAAUUUAGCAGCUUUAUCCAGAGGAGUGAUUUGUGGAUUAGUUGCAGUUAGUGCUGCUGCAGAUGAUAUGAAACCAUGGACAGCUUUUCUUUAUGGUGCUAUUGCUGCAUUAAUCUACAGUUUCUUAGCUAAAGUUAUGCCUGCUGCUCAUAUUGAUGACCCUGCUGAAGUUGUAUCAGUUUAUCUUGUAAUUAUUAAUAUUAAUUAUAAUAGGGUUCAGGAUUUGUUGGAAUUUUGUUAUCAGCAUUAUUUGACACUAAAGCUGGAGCAUUUUAUGGAUUUGGAACAAAAUUAUUAGGUCAUUAAUUAUUGGGAUUAUUGAUUAUUUUCGCUUGGGUGACCUUCUUUACCUUAAUUAUACUUCUUGCCUUUAAAGGAUUCGGUAUUUUGAGAAUCGAUGCUGAAACUGAAAAUGUUGGUAUUGAUAAAGCUUUAUGUAUAAUUAAUAAUAGAUUUUAGGUUUGGGUGAAGCUAUUGUAUUCGCUAAUCAAGUUGAUGAAAUGCCUCUUGUUUAAUAAACUGAAUUAGGAAAUCUUAGAUCAAGUUAAUUAGGAUCAGGAUUAAGAUCUGGAUUCAAAUGAAUCAAUUAGAUAAAUUAUAAAUUAUAAAUUAGAACAUUUAUGUAUAAA
Molecule: messenger RNA, 1584 nt
Organism: Paramecium primaurelia
Lineage: Eukaryota; Ciliophora; Oligohymenophorea; Peniculida; Parameciidae
Source: the annotation of a GenBank genome assembly